Molecule: messenger RNA, 1050 nt
Organism: Hydra vulgaris (swiftwater hydra)
Lineage: Eukaryota; Metazoa; Cnidaria; Hydrozoa; Anthoathecata; Hydridae
Cellular component (GO): membrane
Source: RefSeq, a predicted model, not a curated record
AGCACUUUCUUUUGCUCCAAAGAAAAAGUCUACACUUAACAAAUUAUUUAGAUUUCAAGAGAAAUGCUGAAUGGAAAUGAUCCAACCUACUCCGAAAAACAUAUCGCAAAAGAAAAUUAUGAAAAUUUACCAGGAAUUACCACUAAUGGUAAAACAGCUUCAGCUCCUCCCCAAGCUCCUCCCGGUUAUUUUGAAUCACAAUUAACUCAUCAACAAGCCGGUAUAAACAAUUUUCAGCAUGCUAAUAAUCCUAACUUUCAAAUUAAUCUGCCUCAACCACCGUGUCCAAUGGAAAUGAAUAACAAUCAAUUUAAACAACUUCGAGCUCCAUAUCCAAUAAAAACUAAUAAUUAUCAAUAUAACCAAUCCCAAACUCCAUAUUCAAUGGGAAUGAACAGUUUUCAGUUUAACCAACCAGAAACUUCAUACUUAGUUGAAGCAAACAAUACUCAGUUUAACCAAUCUCAAGUUCUAUACCCAAUUGGAAUGAUCAACUCUCAAUUUAAUCAUCCUCAGCAUCAACUACAUAAUCCACAGUUGCCAAGCAAUACCAAUAAUACCCAAAUUAGUCAGCCUCAGACAUCUAACAUAAUAAACGUUAAUGUUAAUCAACCCACUAAAGAAAACACUGUUUUUGUUCAACAUCCUCAAAAUCACAUGGGACUCGCUAUAUUUUCGUGUUUAUGCUGCUUUUGUCCUGUUGGAAUAUGUGCUAUUUUCAAAGCUUAUGAGGUCGAUUCAGCAUUUGCUGUGGGUCAGUUUACACGUGCUCAAAAUGCUUCUAAUGCCGCUAGAACCUUAGCAAGAAUAGCGAUUCUUGUGGGAUGUCUGAUCAUUUGUGGGUUUAUUAGUGCUAUGAUAGUAGCUGUAGUAAAGUUUAAAUAGUUUCAAAGUUCGAACAGGUUUUUAUUAAUAUAAAGUUUAUAAAAUUAUUAAUAUAAAGUUUAUAAGUUAAAUAUAAUAAUUUAUAAAGACGUAAAAAAUGUAAAUAAAAAUUUGUGAAGGAUUUUAUUUAUCUUGUUUAUAUCCUUAUUUAUAAUUCAGGAUAAA